Molecule: messenger RNA, 399 nt
Organism: Cylicostephanus goldi
Lineage: Eukaryota; Metazoa; Nematoda; Chromadorea; Rhabditida; Strongylidae
Source: the annotation of a GenBank genome assembly
AUGGAACAAAGUGUUGACGAGGCCCAAGGUAUAUCUGAGGCGGUCCUAGCUCGCCUUGAUGAAAAGGCGAAGACUUUGACGGCUGCUCGUAAGCAGCGUGGUAAGAAUCUCCCAGAAGAACUGACGAAACAGGAUGAAUUUGCAACAUUCCGUGAAUCUGCUUGUCAUACUGGAAUACACAGCACUGGUACCCCUGGCAUUACUGCGUUGGAUGUGCAGGGUAAAAUGAUUCUUACCGGAGGAGCUGAUAAGACUGUCGUAUUGUUCAACUCCGAGAAAGAGCAAGUGCAAGAUGUUUUUAAAGGACAUCAGAAGAAAAUCAACGCUGUUAUACUGCAUCCUAACUCCAAAAACGCCAUCUCUGCCAGUUCUGAUGCUCAGGUUAGUGUUACCCUUUGA